AUGCCCCUAUUUGAAGAAACCAACCCAAAAAAUAAUAAUCAGUCAGCCGACACUAAGCAAUCUGACAAUUGUGGUUUUGCUAACCAAAAAAAUUCAACCCCGACCGAGCAAAAACAAAAAUCCAGUCUCCUGACCAUUAUCGGUCAAUUACUCCCGUUAGCUCCCUUUGCUUUUGAACAGUUUACCGGACAAAAAGUUCCCCAUAUGAGUGGCACCAUGGCCGACAUUCAAACUAAUUUGCAAGUAGUAGUUAACAAUCAACAAGCCUUAAGUCAACGACUAAUCGCUUUAGAAACAAAGUUACUGGAAAUACAAAGUAAUGCUAACCAGCAUUUAACCAACCUAACCAACCAAUUUAAAUCACUGCGCCUAACUCACACUAAAGAGCAAAAGCAAAUUGAGUAUAACCCACCAGAAAACCAAGAAAAUUAUUAA
Messenger RNA from Entrophospora sp. SA101, 435 nucleotides. Lineage: Eukaryota; Fungi; Glomeromycota; Glomeromycetes; Entrophosporales; Entrophosporaceae. The record is from the annotation of a GenBank genome assembly.